CAAAAAUGUAAAAAACAAGCGUCCUUCCUUGUUGAAAGAUGUAAAAGUUUGUAAUUCAAUUCGGGAAAGAGAGACUAACAUACUAUUUCGUGACUGGCAAAGUUUCAACUUUCAAGUACUUGUUGGCCGAAAUCCGUGCUUCCUGUUACCUGUAUUCAACGAAACAAUCACGUUUUUAGUGUUCACGCCCCACCUCAUUUCAUUUCCUUCCGUUUCGUUUUCUAAACGUCUGAUAUGAUGCAGAUUAUAUGAAUGCUCGCUGGCAUUCACGUUUAUCUCAGUUCCUGGAAAUCCCGAGUAGUGAUGCGACUUGGAGGAGAUCUAUAUAAGCGCAUAUAGAUAGAGCAGAGACGUACACAGACACAUAUCUCGAAGGAGAAGACGAGACAUGGACGCGGUAAAGGGCAAUGUCGGAGUGAAGAUAAAGAUCGGAGUGUGCGUAAUGGAAAAGAAGGUUUUUUCUGCUCCCAUGGGGCACAUUCUGGACAGAUUACAGUCAUUCGGCGAAUUUGAGGUUCUGCACUUUGGUGACAAUGUUAUCCUUGAGAGUCCAAUUGAGAGCUGGCCAAUCUGCGAUUGUUUGAUUGCCUUCCAUUCUAGUGGUUAUCCUCUGAAGAAGGCUGAAGCAUAUGCUGCAUUAAGAAAGCCUUUCCUUGUAAAUGAAUUGGAGCUACAACAUCUUCUCCAUGAUCGAAGGAAAGUGUACCAGCGCCUUGAGAUGUGUGGAAUUCCAGUCCCAAGGUAUGCCUGUGUAAAUAGGGAAGUACCCUAUCAAGAGCUAGAUUAUUUCGUUGAGGAAGAGGAUUUUGUUGAAGUUCACGGGAAUCGCUUCUGGAAACCUUUUGUCGAGAAACCUGUUGAUGCUGAUGACCACAGUAUAAUGAUAUACUAUCCCAGCUCAGCAGGGGGAGGAAUGAAAGAAUUAUUCAGGAAGGUCGGUAACCGCUCAAGUAAGUUCCAUCCAGAGGUUCGAAGUGUCAGGCGCGAGGGCUCCUAUAUUUAUGAGGAAUUCAUGCCUACAGGAGGAACAGAUGUUAAGGUUUAUACUGUUGGCCCCGAGUAUGCACAUGCAGAGGCAAGAAAAUCCCCCGUUGUUGAUGGUGUUGUAAUGAGGAAUCCUGACGGAAAAGAGAUCAGAUAUCCUGUUCUUCUUACCCCUACUGAGAAGCUGAUGGCAAGAGAAGUUUGUAUUGCCUUUAAGCAGGCUGUUUGCGGUUUUGAUCUCUUGCGUAGCAAUGGGCGUUCAUAUGUCUGUGAUGUCAAUGGGUGGAGCUUUGUGAAGAAUUCCUACAAAUACUAUGAUGAUGCUGCUUGUGUGUUGAGGAAAAUGUUUCUAGAUGCAAAAGCCCCACAUCUUUCAUCAACUAUUCCACCCACAUUGCCAUGCAAAUCUAAUGAACCAAUUCAGCCUUCGGAAGGUUUAACACGCCACGGGAGUGGACUUAUUGGCACAUUUGGGGAAUCUGAAGAGCUACGCUGUGUGAUUGCAGUAAUUCGACAUGGUGAUAGAACUCCAAAGCAGAAAGUGAAGUUAAAGGUUACUGAGGAAAAGCUGUUGAAUUUGUUGUUGAAAUACAAUGGAGGAAAAGCUAGAUCUGAGACAAAGCUUAAGAGUGCUGUUCAGCUACAAGACCUCUUAGAUGCCACAAGAGCACUGGUGCCACAAACUAGACCUGGUCAGGAAAGUGAUAGUGAAGCAGAAGACCUAGUUCAUGUAGAAAAACUUCGUCAAGUCAAAGCUGUACUCGAGGAGGGGGGGCAUUUUUCGGGCAUUUAUAGGAAAGUUCAAUUAAAGCCGCUAAAGUGGGCUAAAGUUGCAAAACCUAAUGGUGAAGGUGAAGAAGAGAAACCUGUGGAAGCUCUUAUGGUCCUUAAAUAUGGUGGUGUUCUUACUCAUGCUGGCAGAAAGCAGGCUGAAGAGCUGGGAAGAUAUUUUAGGAAUCAUGUCUAUCCUGGUGAAGGUACAGGCUUGCUUCGUCUCCACAGUACUUACCGCCAUGACCUUAAAAUAUACAGCUCAGAUGAAGGGCGUGUGCAAAUGUCAGCUGCUGCUUUUGCCAAAGGACUUCUAGACCUGGAAGGGGAGCUGACACCCAUACUGGUCUCCCUGGUAAGCAAGGAUGCGUCUAUGUUGGAUGGACUUGAAAAUGCCAGUAUUGAGAUGGAAAAAGCAAAGACUAAAUUGAAUGAAAUUAUAACUUCUGGAGUAACAAAAGUUCAUAGUAACGGAUCAUCAGAGAAGCCCUGGAUGGUUGAUGGAGCCGGAGUCACUACAAAUGCAUCCGAACUUCUCCCCAAAUUGGUGAAAUUGACUAAAAAAGUGGCAGAACAAGUUUGGGUUCUUGCAAAGUAUGAAGCUGAGGAACUUUCUGAGACGAGCUCGUGUGAUGUUAUUCCACCAUAUGAUCAAGCUAAGGCACUUGGUAAAACAAAUAUAGAUGUUGAUCGCAUUGCUGCUGGUUUACCGUGUGGCAGUGAGGGAUUCCUUCUAAUGUAUGCAAGGUGGAGAAAACUUGAAAGGGAAUUGUAUAACGAACGCAAAGAACGCUUUGACAUCACACAGAUUCCAGAUGUGUAUGAUUCAAGCAAGUAUGACCUUUUGCAUAACUCACAUCUAAAACUUGAAGGGUUACAUGAACUUUUCGGGGUUGCAAAGUUACUUGCAGAUGGUGUUGUUCCUAAUGAAUAUGGGAUAAAUCCACAACAAAAGCUAAAGAUUGGCUCAAAGAUUGCUCGCCGCUUGUUAGGGAAGCUUUUGAUUGAUUUGAGGAAUACACGCGAAGAGGCGAUUAGUGUAGCUGAGUUGAAGAGAAAUGAGGACCAUGAUCCAGUAAUUGGUAAGGAAAGUGCAGAUUAUCAUCUGAAGCCUCGUGCAAAAACUGAAGACCCAAGAAAAUCAGGCUUCACCAGUGAAAAAUCAAUAGAUCAGGAUGAGGAUGAUGAUAAAGAGACUAAGUAUCGCUUGGACCCAAAAUACGCAAAUGUGAGAACACCAGAGCGGCAUGUAAGGACACGCCUUUACUUUACAUCGGAAUCUCAUAUUCAUUCCUUGAUGAAUGUCAUCCGUUACUGCAAUCUGGAUGAAUCUCUUCAAGGAGAGGGAAGCCUUGUUAGUGACAAUGCCUUGGAGAAAUUAUUAGGAACAAAGGAGUUUGACUAUAUGAGCUACAUUGUUUUAAGAAUGUUUGAAGACACAGAGUUGGCACUAGAAGACCCUAAGAGGUAUCGUAUAGAAAUGACUUUCAGCCGUGGAGCAGAUAUAUCAUCUUUGGAGGAAAACGAUGUAGAGGCUGAUAGUACAUGGCAUCAGGAACACAAGUUGCCAAUAAUGGGAGCUGAGAGGCUUCAAGAAAUGGGAUCAUAUCUAACGUUGGAGAAGUUGGAGAAGAUGAUGCUGCCAUUUGCAAUGCCAGCUGAGGAUUUCCCCCCGCCAUCAACACCACAAGGAUUUUCAGGCUACUUCUUGAGAAGUGCUGCUGUGCUAGAGCGAUUAGUAAAUCUUUGGCCCUUUCAUAAGCAUGGGAACAGUAAAUGAAAACAAAGUGCAAGCUAUUGUUUGAAAAUAAUAGGACCUGAAUCUACUAACACAUCAGAAGUUGUAGAAGAUGAUGAUGCGUCCAUUUGUCAACAGGAAAAUUACCUUUUAAUUCUCUUAGCGGUUUAAUAGACUGUUUUGUUCAACUUCAGAUCCAUCAUUGAUUCAUGUACUUAAGAAAUUGACAAGGAUGAAAUAGUUCUCACCCCUGCCUUGAUAAAUUUGUUUGUAUAUGUUUCUGAUCUACAUAUAUAGAAAGGUUCCAUCACAAUAGAAACU
Messenger RNA from Cuscuta europaea, 3814 nucleotides. The record is from the annotation of a GenBank genome assembly. NCBI's taxonomy places the organism in Eukaryota, Viridiplantae, Streptophyta, Magnoliopsida, Solanales, Convolvulaceae.